Messenger RNA from Porites lobata, 480 nucleotides. The record is from the annotation of a GenBank genome assembly. NCBI's taxonomy places the organism in Eukaryota, Metazoa, Cnidaria, Anthozoa, Scleractinia, Poritidae.
AUGGGUGAAAAGAAAUUCCCAUCAAUCAUGAAGGUUGUGAAGACAGCCCUUAUUCUUGGACAUGGUAAUGCUGAGGUUGAAAGGGGAUUUCCAGAGAGUAGAAAAAGUGUAUCAGAUGACAGAGUUCGUCUAAGUGACGCGUCAAUCAAUGGCAUCCGUGCAACAACUGAUGGGCUGUAGGCUUUUAAAGGUCCUGGUUCUGUGCCAAUCACAAAGCAACUCCUUCAGCUGGGUCGUUCCGCUCAUGCUCAUUACGUUUUGCGUCUAGAUAAGGACAAGAAGGAGAAGGAAGAGGCCCAAAAGCAACUUACUCUUCAGAAAGAACAAGCAGCACAAUUGGAAGCACAGAAACCACAACUUGCCAAAGAAAAGAAAGACCUAAACAGCAAAGAGAAAGAGUUAGAAAGGCAAGAAACAGCUCAGCAAGAGUGCAUGAAAGUUGGGGAUACAAUCUUGAAGGAGGCAAAUGCAAAGUUGUGA